Messenger RNA from Plodia interpunctella (Indianmeal moth), 1961 nucleotides. RefSeq lists its product as uncharacterized. The coding region runs from base 534 to 1184 and encodes 216 amino acids. Gene Ontology annotation, molecular function: protein binding. The transcript is spliced from 5 exons. The record is from RefSeq and is a predicted model, not a curated record. NCBI's taxonomy places the organism in Eukaryota, Metazoa, Arthropoda, Insecta, Lepidoptera, Pyralidae.
UUUUUAUGUUAUGUAUGUGGCGUGGUAGAUAUCGCCACAUUGAUUUUACCCGACCGAAGACGGAACGGGUCGAUAGUCACAUAGGCCGAUUAUUUGGCAUUAUACUGAUUACAGAUUUUAAAGUGACGGUCUAGCUAGAACGGUCCCGAUAGUCUUAUCGAUAUUUAGACUUUUGUCUACCUAUCGAUAGUAGCCUAUCAAACACAUUACUAAUCUCCUUGACUUUUCAUUUUUAAUUUAUGACAGUUGGUUGACGUAAAAGUUGACAGACGCGUAGCCAAAUGAGAGUGAAUUUGAUCUAUUUUUCCAAAAUAAGCUAAUUAAAUUGGGUUUCAGAUUUAACUGCUUCUUUAAUAUCUAAUACUAUGUGACUUUAUUCUGAGCCUCCUUAUUACUGUUAUUUGAUAAAGAAUCGCCUGUAAUCCAAGAAUUAUAGAAGUCAGCUGACGAACGUAAACAAAGGGCAUGUCAAUUUUAAUACACGAAGUGCAAGUGGUGAAAUAUAUAACAAGUGCUUUGUGAUAAUAAUAACAAUGGAUAUAGAUGGCUCUUCUUUACCAGGGGAGAUUGACCAAAAUCUCCUUUUACAGUUUAGUUGUAUGAAUACUACAGAUAGAGAGGAACUGAUAAGCCAAAUGCAAAGACUUUUAGGACCUAGUCUGAACAGUAACACUGCUAGUUUCUUUUUGGAUAUGACCAAUUGGAACCUGCAGGCUGCCAUUUGUUGUUAUUUAGAUUAUACUUUACCACCAAAGCUUCCAUCUAUGUCGCUGAAAGCUGCUCAAAAUCAAGAGACUGCUGUUGGACCUGGUACCUGUUUCGAACAAACUUGGUGUCUCGCGAAUACAGGAGCUGAAGGCUGGCCAGGUAGCUGUAGACUGAUUCAAGCUGGAGGCGAACCCCUUGGUGCUACUCCUGUUUAUGUUCCCCCUCUACCCCCUGGGCACUCUACAACAGUUUCAUUAAAGUUAAUCGCACCUAGUAACCCAGGCACACAUCGAGGCUAUUUUCAUUUGGUGACCGAUAGAGGAGACCAAAUAGGUGAUACUUUAUGGGUAGAGAUUACAGUGGAAUCAGAGAUGACAAUGGCCCUUGUAGAACAACUUGCUGCUUUGCCCGUCCCAAGUAGUAGGUUGGAAGAUUCAGUCAAUCAGAUGCCAUCACAGGAUGACCAAAUGUGUUGAUAAAUCAUGUAAACUUUAUGCUAAAGAUAAUUAUUUUAUACAUUUUUUUUGUAUACUUGGAUAUUUCAUUUUAGUUAAUAAGAUAUUUUUUUUUAUUUUAACAGUCAUUUGCAUAUAAUACUUGAUAUUUUUUUGUUUGUCUCACCAGAUAUCACCAACUUAGGCCUACUUGUUCAUCAUUUAAAUGCAUUUAAAUACUUGUUCGUACUAUACUGAUUCAAGUUAAGUGUCGGUAGUACAAACGAUGGUUUUACUGAUUCAAAUUUUCUGUAAGUUCAUUUUGAAAACUAUUUAUUUUCGUAGUAAUAACAACAGAAAUAACGAAAAGAUAAUUUGUUCGACUAUGAAUAUCUUAUUGUUCAACACUGUACAAUGACAUGCAUGGCUUCAUUUUCCACUCAUUAUAAUAUAUAUGGCAGGCAUAUUUUCAUAAUCAGAAAAUAUUAAAUGUAAAAUACAUAUCUCAGGUUUAUUUGUUGUCAAGCUGGCCAUAUUAUUUUGUUUUUAUUGACCGACACAGAAACGGAAUAUGACAGACUAAUUAAAAUUAAUUAGUGUGAAAUGUGAUGUACAAAAUGAUUAAGUAAACAUAGUUUUGAAUGUUAAAUAGAUGUAAGGAAACAGAAUUAUGAAUUUGUUAAAUAGGUACUGUUGAAAUAUAUAUCGUAGAAAUGUGUAUUUUAUUAACAUAAAAUUGAAUUAGGUUUACUUUUGGGUUUUCAUUGCUAGCAUCACUACACAUGUAAUAAUUCAAUUUAUAAAAUAGAGAUAUACAUA